Molecule: messenger RNA, 1973 nt
Organism: Paramormyrops kingsleyae
Lineage: Eukaryota; Metazoa; Chordata; Actinopteri; Osteoglossiformes; Mormyridae
Source: RefSeq, a predicted model, not a curated record
UAAAAAUGGCAAGAACCAAGCAGACCGCGCGUAAAUCCACCGGCGGUAAAGCGCCCAGGAAGCAGCUGGCUACCAAGGCGGCACGUAAAAGUGCUCCGGCCACAGGCGGUGUCAAGAAGCCUCAUCGUUACAGGCCCGGAACCGUGGCUCUGCGAGAGAUCCGGCGUUACCAGAAGUCCACCGAGCUGCUGAUCCGCAAGCUGCCCUUCCAGCGUCUGGUGAGGGAAAUCGCUCAGGAUUUCAAGACCGACCUGCGCUUCCAGAGUUCGGCUGUUAUGGCGCUGCAGGAGGCAAGCGAGGCCUAUCUGGUUGGUCUAUUUGAGGACACCAACCUGUGCGCCAUUCAUGCCAAGCGAGUCACCAUCAUGCCUAAAGAUAUUCAGCUGGCUCGCCGUAUCCGUGGUGAACGUGCAUAAUCUGGUUUUACGUCUAAACAAAACCGAAACAAAGGCUCUUUUAAGAGCCACUUAAAAGAUCACAGAAGCGCUGAAUUUUGUCUCCGCUUUACUUGGUGUCUUGUGUGGGGAUUGUCUUUCUUUUCACAAUAUCCAUGGCUGUCCUAGAAAAUCAAACUUGCGUGGUAGUUGCAUGGAUUGUACGCCAUGUUCAAUUCAAGUGACAAAUACAAGGUGUAGAAAUGUAUGUACAUUUAUAAUAGGAGUACUAUACCGUGGUAUACUGGUUUAGAAAGCAGACAUGACGUCCAAUGUACUCUUGCUUUUUUUUUUUUAAAUAACAUUACUAUUGCUAUAUUACUCAAACAGGUGAAAUUACCACUUAUGUCCAAUUUAAUUAUAUUUGUAUCUGAAACUGCUUGAUUUCAUUGAUUUAUUUCUAAUCUCUCAACAGAAACAAUAUUUCGGUCACUUUUUCCACAAUAUCACGUUUUCUAUAUAGUGGGGUACGUGAUCUGUGCUGUGAAAUUGAUAUUUGCCUGGCACACAGAGGUUUAUGGUAUUAAGACGGUCCCCCUACAGGAAAAAUUGCGUCAUUGCAUUCGGCUGCGAAGCAUUUAAGGUGGACCGGAAAAUCCGAAUAAGGAGCUGCGAAUAAGUAGCCAACUUCAGCCUCGUGAAUAAUGGAGGAUAAAAUCAGCAGGUUUUAAAUCCUUUUGGUGGCAGAAAGGUUCAAUGAGCAGUUUAGUAGUGCUUUCAAAAUGAUGACAUGAAGAAUGAGGAGUUCAAUAGGCAGUGGUGGCUUGGUGGUUAGGGAAGUGCACUUGUAAUUGAAAGAUUGCAGGUUCGAAUCCCCGACCAGCAAGGCACCACUGAGGUACCCUGAGCAAGGUACUGUUCCCCGGGCGCUAAAUUAGCUGCACAUAUGGGUCAAAUGCAGAGGACACAUUUCGUUGUUGCACACUGUCUGCUGUGGUGUGUUGACAAUGACCACUGAUCACUUGAUUCUAAUUCUAAUAGGUGUAUAAAAUCCAUGUGCAUCCAUCCAUCUAUAUGCUCUCACCAGCAUCAGGAAUAAGACAGCUCUGACCUGUACCUGUUGUUUCUCAGAGGGAUCGAGCUGGGAAAGAUGUGCACUAGCUUAGGGUGAUAAGGGAUAAUGUAUGAAACAUACAAGUGAGAAGAGUGUGUUAAGCAGAGGGAGAGAUUGAGAGAGCAGUUUGGAUGAGGUGGAGAUGGUGAAUCAGGAAGUGCAGAGGGUAAGCAGGAAGGAAGCAAGGACAUGCAUGGCUGGAGUCGUCGUCGAAGCCGAGAAAGACACUACAGAUGUAAUGUUUGCUCUGAGGGUGUUGAUGGAGAAGUUUAGAGGUCUGAAGGAGUCAAAGCCAGAGAGGCGAGAUUGUGUUGGUUUGGACACGUACAGAGGAGAGAUACUGGGUAUGUGGAGCGAAGGAUGCUGAGGAUAGAGCUGCCAGGCAAGAGGAAGAGAGGAAGGCUAAGGGAGGUUUAUAGAUCUGGUGAGAGAGGACAUGCAGGUGGCAGGUGUGAAAGAGGAAGAUAUAGAGGACAGGAAGAAAU